AUGUUGCUACAGCGAAUAGUUCAUACCCCAGCAAGAGGCCCUCACUACCCCCAGCAAGAGGCCCUCACUACCCUCCAACAAGAGGCCCUCACUAUCCUCCAGCAAGAGGCCAUCACUACACCCCAGCAAGAGGGCCCUCACUACCCCCGGCAAGAGGCCCUCACUACCCCCAGCAAGAGGCCACUCACUACAUCCCAGCAGAGGCCCUCACUACACCCACAAGAGGCCCUCACUACCCCCAGCAAGAGGCCCUCACUACUCCCCAGCAAGAGGCCCUCACCCUCAGCAGACCUACCCCUGCAGCAAGAGGCCCUCUCUCCCCCAGAUAGAGGCCCCACUACCCCCAACAAGAGGCCCUCACCCUCAACCCAAGAGGCCCCACUACCCCCAGCAAGAGGCCCUCACCCCAGCAAGAGGCCCUCCUACCCCAACAAAGAGGCCCUCACUACCCCCAGCAAGAGGCCACUACUCCCCAGCAAGAGGCCCUCACUACCCCAGCAAAGGCUCUCACUACCCCCCAGCAAGAGGCCCUCACUGCCCUCCAACAAGAGGCCCUCACUACUCCCCCAACAAGAGGCCCCUCACUCACCCCCAGCAAGAGGCCCUCACUACUCCCCAAGAGGCCCACUACAACAAGAGGCCUCACUACCCCAGCAAGAGGCCUCUAGCUAG
This is a messenger RNA of Homarus americanus (American lobster), 672 nucleotides long. RefSeq names its product proteoglycan 4-like. The record is from RefSeq and is a predicted model, not a curated record. Bases 1 to 672 code for a protein of 223 amino acids. The transcript has a single exon. NCBI's taxonomy places the organism in Eukaryota, Metazoa, Arthropoda, Malacostraca, Decapoda, Nephropidae.